GGAAGAACGUGACGUCACUCGGCAAACGAGGAAAUAAAUCCAAGGUGGACAGAAGGUUUUAUUUUCGGUUUAAGUAACUAGUUAUGUAUAAUAGCUGUACGUGUCACUUUUAACUGGUUUCUCCUUGCAGUCAGAGAUGAGUGACUUCCCUGUAAACCCUCUGGUUUUGAUUGGAGUCGGGUCCAGCUUUGCCUUCUCGGGCCUCUUUUAUCAUUUAUACAAAGAGAAGAAGAAAGAGUUGAUAAAGCUGAAGGCAAUACCCAUUUUCAAACCUGAUGAACAUUUGGUAAAAGUACUCCAAUCAUCAACCCACAAGCGACUCCAGUACGUCGCUGUUGAAGGUGUGGUCCAGGCAGACGGGGAGCCUCUGCCCAGCCGGUUUAUCCCACGAUGCUUCGGCGUGAUCCAGAAAAUAGCAGUGGAGGAGCACUGGAAACAGUGGAACUCCCUCACCAAGACAUGGAACUCUCAGACGAAAAACCGAACCGAGACCAGCAACUCUGUUCCCUUUAGUCUGGUCAACCCUGAAGCCUACAUCUCUGACGUGCAUGUGAAAGUGCAGAACCCUCUGGAGGCCUCUGGGUCCUUACUGGAGAGGGUUUAUUACAAAGUGAAACGUGCCGAGGAGGGCUUGGUGAACGUAAUGCUGCAAGGCAUGACCGGUGAGAAACCAGUGGCGAUGGAGGAGAGCGAGGAGCUGCUGCGUGUGGGGAGCACCGUGACGGGGUUCGGGGAGGUGGUGCUGGAGGGAGGCACGGCGAUGAGGCUGCAGGCCCCAAGAGACGGUCGCAAGUACAUCCUGGUACCCACUGAUCACAGCAGCUUCAUCGACAGACACGAGGCAUCGGCAAGCAUGUGGAAGACACUGACUGCUCUCACAGGGCUCACGGGGGCUUCUCUUCUAGCCAGCGUCAUUUACAAUUUUGUAAAAAAAGAGGACGAAAGAUAGGAGCCUAGGCCAGGGGACCCUGGACCCGGCAGAGCAGUGUUCUCAUACUCUCAGGGGUUUUUUCACAGAUUCUGCAGCACAUGCCUGGCUUGAAUGUGGUUCCUUCAAAUGUUUCGAUUAUUUUCUUUGCUCGGAGGUAGUGUCUCAUCAUGUCAAGGUGCAUUUAAGUCUUUUCUGCAAAGACUGUAAGGGAAAAAACACACACAUUUAUGAAAACACAUGCUUAGAGAUACGUUAACACACAAACACGCAGGCAUUUACAAAUCCCUUUUCACUCCUGAAAAAAUCUAAUUUAGGUGUGAACACAUGAAAUAAAAUUUAAAAAAGUCAAAUGACAUUUUCCAAAUUCAGAAAAAAGCCCACACCUAUUAUACAAUGCAUAAGCCUGCACUGUCAUUGUUGUGCACCUCUGUAGUUGUGAUGCUUGUCAGAUUCCUUCUUGUGCGUUUUUUUUUUCGUGCAAUCUGUCCAUUUAAUGUGAAGACCAAUAUACAUUCUGCAUUAUGAAUGCAAGUUGUAACUCAGUUCGUGUAUCUUUUAUGUCGUCAGUCACUGAAUUCUUCCUCAGUGUGAGGGUCAUGUGACCUCUCGGGAACAACUCAGGCUUCUUUGACGAAUGACUUGAGGAAUCAUAAAUCCAGCGCUGCUUUAACAAGGGACCAAUGAAACUAUGUUUAAAUCAAACAACGUUGUAACAUUUCAAAUGUAUGAAUCAGAAAAAUGUCUUCAAUGUUAAUCAUUAAUCUCAUCUCAUCUUCUACUACCACUUAUCCUAGGGGCGCUGAGGUUGCUGGAGCUUAUCCCAGCUGUUUAUUCAUUGUAAUUAUAAAUAAAAUAAAUAUCAGCUGAAUCACUUGGAAUCUAACUUUAUUGGGAUUAAGAUGACAGCAGAUUAUUUUUAACCUCUUGGAUAUUUUUGAUGUAUUAUUUUCAAAUUAUGUGCACAAUGAUCAGUGUGUAAGAAAAAUGUCCAGUACAGUCUUUUUUUUUUUUUUUUUGACAGAUGCUGGGUUUAGUUUCUCACAUUAGACGUGAUCAAAGCAGCAGCUUUAUCCCGACUGAUACAUUUCAAGUGGAGGGGAGAAAAAGCGAGGCAAAUACAGAAACUUCAAACCGAUCAGGCAGAGGGUCUCCCUUCUUUAAUUUCAUAUUGAUGUUCAGAUCACACAGCUCUCGCAUGACGUAGGAGAUAAAAAUGUACAUGAGCUUCAACUGUACAGAGCAGAUUCUGGUGGUUAGUGGAGGCAGAGAGCCGCUGUGGAAGAGAAGACCAACAAUCCAAAUCCCCUUAGUCACGACAGUUUGAAAGUUUUUCUGCAGAUGAAAUUGCCCUCAUUAUUCUCCA
This is a messenger RNA of Mugil cephalus (flathead mullet), 2294 nucleotides long. RefSeq names its product mitochondrial ubiquitin ligase activator of nfkb 1-A (gene mul3). NCBI's taxonomy places the organism in Eukaryota, Metazoa, Chordata, Actinopteri, Mugiliformes, Mugilidae. The transcript is spliced from 5 exons. Gene Ontology annotation, biological process: protein ubiquitination; organelle organization. The coding region runs from base 137 to 949 and encodes 270 amino acids. Gene Ontology annotation, molecular function: ubiquitin-protein transferase activity. The record is from RefSeq and is a predicted model, not a curated record.